ACAAUUAUGGCGGACCGAAACGUCCUGCUUCAUUUCCUGUGACGCUGCUCCUGACCAAUCAGAAUCGACUUAAACCCUGCGUCACGGCCAAUUGCACGAGGAGUUGCUCUUCUUGAAAACAUGUCGCCGAUGAAGCUGUGUGUUCCAGGUGACAAACUGUGCAGCGUUGAAGACUGUAGUCCAGGCACAGGAGUGUAUCUGCGCCAUGGCUACAUAUACUCCUCAUUAGCAGGUUAUGUGCUCAGGAAAAAAGAGGGGGAGGAGUUACCAGUGAUCUCAGUGGUCAGAGAAACCGAAACGCAACUACUACCUGAUGUUGGCACCAUAGUCACCUGUAAGGUUACCAGCAUCAACCCCAGGUACGCUAAGGUCCACAUACUCUACGUGGGCUCCACACCCCUAAAAGACCGUUUCAGAGGGACGAUCAGAAAAGAAGAUGUGCGAGCAACAGAAAAGGACAAGGUAGAAACGUACAAAAGCUUCCGGCCUGGUGACAUCGUCCUGGCUAAAGUUAUUUCCCUUGGCGACGUUCAGUCUAACUACCUGUUGACAACGGCAGAGAACGAGCUGGGAGUGGUAGUGGCACACAGUGAAGCAGGUGCCCAGAUGGUUCCCAUCAGCUGGUGUGAGAUGCAGUGCCCACAGACACACACCAAGGAGUUUCGCAAAGUGGCACGAGUACAGCCAGAGUUCCUCCAAGCAUGAGAGCCCUGAAACGAGGAACACGCAGCUUCACACAAGGUCGUCCAGUAGCCCCCUGGACUGGCUGCUUUUGGCUAUAAGUCUUUAAAUGUUUGCCACAAAAAUGACUGAUACAGAACUCUUUAGAAAAAUGAAUGACUUUGUUCACUCUGGGUUGAGAAGCAUAAAGCAUGUGACUUUUGUACUGCUUUUGCACUACGAAUGAAGGUGUUUAUCACAGAUCCAAAUGAUGCUGCAAUUUAAUUUUGUUUUUAAUCAAAAGUUUUAAUACUACUUUUGAAGUAGUAAAGUACAUCAUAGUUAUUUUUUGGUCGGUUACCUUAAUUUUUCUCAGCACAUAUACAACGAAUAAAAUGAUUGGUUUCAUUUUAUCUAGAGUUGAAUUCACCAGUUAUAUCCAUUAAGUUAAUGUGUCUUUUAAAUUUGUUUGUACCCCCUGUUUUAUUGUGUAAAAAAUCAAAAUAACUCACCUGGGCAUAGAACAGACACUGUGAAGCCAAAGCAGCAUCCACUUGCUGCUUCCAUAGGAUUCAUGAAGGUAAUCUACUGGGCUUCAGCAGCAGUUCUAACUGCUGGGUAGCCCAGGUUCCUGUCUGUGUGGAGUUUGCACGUUUUUAAACUGCUGCACCCUCCUCUCACUGUGUAAUAACAUAAAGUCAACUGAAGAUUC
Betta splendens (Siamese fighting fish) is the source of this 1372-nucleotide messenger RNA. RefSeq names its product exosome component 1 (gene exosc1). The transcript is spliced from 8 exons. Gene Ontology annotation, cellular component: cytoplasm; nuclear exosome (RNase complex). Lineage: Eukaryota; Metazoa; Chordata; Actinopteri; Anabantiformes; Osphronemidae. Bases 121 to 705 code for a protein of 194 amino acids. Gene Ontology annotation, biological process: RNA processing. Gene Ontology annotation, molecular function: RNA binding. The record is from RefSeq and is a predicted model, not a curated record.